Messenger RNA from Thamnophis elegans (Western terrestrial garter snake), 1839 nucleotides. RefSeq names its product potassium voltage-gated channel subfamily A member 3-like. The record is from RefSeq and is a predicted model, not a curated record. Gene Ontology annotation, biological process: potassium ion transmembrane transport; protein homooligomerization. NCBI's taxonomy places the organism in Eukaryota, Metazoa, Chordata, Lepidosauria, Squamata, Natricidae. The coding region runs from base 1 to 1839 and encodes 612 amino acids. The transcript has a single exon. Gene Ontology annotation, cellular component: membrane; voltage-gated potassium channel complex. Gene Ontology annotation, molecular function: delayed rectifier potassium channel activity; protein binding.
AUGGACGAGCACCUGAGUCUUCUGCGCUCGCCGGCCGCCCCGUCUUCCUGCAAGCAUUCGAGGGGCGGCAGCAGCAACAGCAGCGUCGGCGGCGUCGUGGGAAGCAGCCACCAUAACUUGGGCUACAGCGAACAGCUCUUCCCCGAAGGCGCGCUUUCCGCCCCUGAGGAAGGGCAGGAAGAAGAGGAGGGCGACGCCGGGGACGAGGAGGAGGAGGAAGAAGAAGACGACGAGGAGGAGGACGGGAAGUUGGAGGGUGGCAUGACUGUAGUGGGUGGAGAGGACCCCCUUAUCGAUGAAAACCAACAUCCCCAUGCCCUGCUGGGAGGGGAGCGUUAUGACCACCCUCUCGGCCAUUCCCUGCCUCCCCACAGUCAUCACCAAGUGGGCACCGGUGGAGAGGAGCAUGAGUGUUGUGAGAGGGUCGUGAUCAACAUCUCAGGUCUCCGCUUUGAGACCCAGCUCAAGACACUGGCCCAGUUCCCGGAGACCCUGCUGGGUGAUCCCCGCAAGAGGAUGCGCUACUUCGACCCUCUUCGCAACGAGUACUUUUUUGACCGCAAUCGGCCCAGCUUUGAUGCCAUCCUUUACUAUUACCAAUCUGGAGGCCGCAUCCGCCGCCCUGUUAAUGUGCCCAUUGACAUCUUUUCAGAAGAAAUCCGUUUCUAUCAGUUAGGCGAAGAGGCAAUGGAAAAAUUUAGAGAAGAUGAAGGUUUCAUCCGUGAAGAGCAGAGACCUCUGCCUGAGAAGGAGUUUCAGCGCCAGGUGUGGCUCCUUUUUGAGUACCCAGAGAGUUCCGGACCAGCUCGGGGCAUUGCUAUUGUAUCUGUUUUAGUCAUCCUCAUCUCCAUUGUCAUAUUUUGUCUAGAAACCUUACCUGAGUUCAGAGAUGACCGUGACUAUGAUAGUACUGCAGGAACAUUUGGGACUGGGAGUAGUUCUUUUGUGACUGAUGUUUUCACCAAUACUUCUUCCCCAGCUACAUCUAUAGUGUCAUCCUUCACUGACCCUUUUUUUGUGGUGGAGACACUGUGCAUUAUCUGGUUCUCCUUUGAGCUGCUUGUCCGCUUCUUUGCUUGUCCCAGCAAGCCCACCUUCUCCAAGAACAUUAUGAACAUCAUUGACAUUGUGGCCAUUAUACCUUACUUCAUCACCUUGGGCACUGAACUGGCCGAGAGGCAGGGGAAUGGUCAACAAGCAAUGUCUCUGGCUAUUCUCAGAGUCAUCCGGCUAGUUAGAGUCUUCCGUAUCUUCAAGCUCUCUCGGCACUCCAAAGGGCUGCAGAUUUUGGGGCAAACUCUGAAGGCCAGUAUGAGGGAACUGGGCUUGCUCAUUUUUUUCCUUUUCAUCGGUGUUAUCCUCUUUUCUAGUGCCGUCUAUUUUGCAGAAGCUGAUGAUCCCACUUCAAGUUUCAGCAGUAUCCCUGAUGCCUUUUGGUGGGCUGUGGUAACCAUGACCACUGUGGGUUAUGGGGACAUGCAUCCCGUCACUAUUGGAGGCAAAAUAGUAGGAUCUCUCUGUGCCAUCGCCGGUGUGCUGACUAUUGCCUUGCCUGUUCCAGUCAUUGUCUCCAACUUCAACUACUUUUACCACCGGGAAACAGAAGGGGAAGAACAAGCUCAGUACAUGCACGUAGGAAGCUGCCAGCACCUCUCCUCCACCGAGGAGCUGAAGAAAGCUCGUAGUAACUCCACUCUCAGCAAGUCAGAGUAUAUGGUGAUAGAAGAGGGAGGCAUCAGCAACAGUGCAUUCAAACAGGCUGCUUUUAAAGCAAACAACUGCUCUGGCACAAACAAUCCCAACUGCGUGACUAUUAAAAAAAUCUUUACGGAUGUUUAA